GUUCCUAAAUCGUUGCUUAGUGCACAUAAACAGAAGAUAAGAUCAUUGACUUUACCUGUAUAUUGAGUGCAAAUGAAAAACACGCGCAUGUAUACGCGUUCGUAAUACAGGUUUUUAUAUAAGUAACCCAUAUUUAAUUAUGGCGACGGGACAUAUAUUGCCAGGAUUUGGCCAACCAGUGACAAAUCUGAGAAGAGCUAAAACAGCGUUUCCUUUGGAUAAGACAAUGUUGAAGGAGCAUGCUUUAUUAAAUGUCCCAAGGCCAGAUGUGAGAGAACUAAGACACAUCAGAGAAAACGCACGACAUGUGUGGUCCGCCAAACCUACAUAUGCCACAUCAUAUAACUGCCAUUAUGAAGGGAGAUCAUUGGAUGAACAGACAAAAUCCAGGCCAACGUCACCAACAAGAAAAAAUAAGCCUCAUCCACCUCUAGUGUUUUUGACAAAUAGACUUCAUUACAUUGAUGGCCUCCAAAAUCCUGAUGCUACUCUGGGGAAAGAUGUCUAUAGAGUGGAUGGAGUUGUGCCUGACGAUGAAUACAUCAGGAGAAGACUAAUCCGUGAGAAAUACGUCGCACGGCCACAAACAGUAGCGAUUAACCAAUAUGCUGAUGAUGGUUUGAAAGAAAUUUUCCCUGCAACAGAAGCACAAGCAGCAAGUGCCUGGCUAAAAAUUGCAGAUGAUAAAGAUAAGUUCCAACUCAUGAAUAUGAUGCAGGAUGAACGAACAAGAGCAUCUAAAGAACAGAACAAGAAGUUACAAUCACCAGUUCCAAAGCUGGAGAGAGCAAACACAGACAUGCCCUCGCUACACAGGUGGAUGAAAAUGGCGGGAGCUGAUGAAAGCAAUGCGUUAAAUAAAGUUCUUCAGUCCAUCCGGACCAACCCUGAUCAUCAGUUAUCUUCGCGAGUUGGCUCCACUUCCGGAUCUUUGAGAGAGAGACGUACCAACGAGAUUAACUCCAUGAGGCGUAUUCGAUUUGUUCCCCAGGCAACUCGCGGAGAGUUCUUAAUGCAUCCUGAUUGGCCCCCAAACAUUCCUCAUCAUCAUGUGCCUUGAGUGACCCUGAAUGACCUUUUGUGACCUUAGUGACCCCUAGUGACAACGGAAUGACCAGUGAGUGACCAGUGGUCAUGCACUCAUUAUGUGUGGUAACUAAUGCCUAGAGGCUAGUUUAUGUGUAUAAAUUUAAACCGGAAAAUAGUUUAGAAAGAUUUACCACCAAAACUUAAUAGUUUACCAUUUAAGACUGCCUUUCAUGAUCUGUACAAACAGUAGCCAUUUUGUCAUCUGUACACCUGUCAGCGAGUCAAAACUGAAAAACUGGAGACUCAAGUUUGCAGCCUGGCUUCAGGAAAUAGAGAUGUUUUGAAAAUUAUUUAAGUUCAAUCAGAGACUUGUAUAUCACAGAGAUUGGCAGCAUAAGUAAGUCUCGCUCCAUAUCUCAUGCCUCAAUUGUUAUCUGGAGCGGAAGCUUUGUGUCGCGAGAUUUGGCUGUACACCUGUGCCAGUGACAUACACGUCUCUGAUUCAAUUACUUUGAUGCUUAAUCAUCUUUUUAAAACAUCAUUUUCUGUUACUUAUAAUUCAGUAUUAAUAAUAAUCAGAUUUAAGGAAUAAAAACAAUAAAAUUAUUUCAUUUUCAAUAAUCUGGGCCAGUUCAAGACCAAUUAUGUACCUGCAUGAGACUGCCAAUUUAUUUCAAAAGAUUCCAGUCCAUAUUUUUCCAGGUUUGACAGGUGUGCAUUUGUUUGAAAGCACUUUAUUUUCAUUAUUAAUAAAUGCAUACUGUAAAGAUUGAUAGUUUCAGAUGAUUUUUUUUAUUAUUGUUUUAAAAGACAACAUAAAGAUUUGCUUUUGAACUUUUGGUAAAACCACUAAAACUUGAGGCAUAGAAAAACCAAAUCUAUACAAUUCUAGUAUAUUGUAUGUUUGUAUUUUUGUUAAAUAUCCAGACCAUAUAUAUCAGACAGAAUGCAGCAUUAUAGCGGUUGUGUCUUUUUUAUGUCCUUUUACCUUUAAAUGUUUCAUCCUUUAAACUCUUAUGAAUUAAAAUCAAUAUAUAACCUUCUCUGCAAUCUUAAACUUGUAAAAAAAAAAGAGAUUUCAUUUAACAUUUUUUUGUUGGGUGUCUGCUUCUGAAGUUCCAAUUUAAACAAGGGAGAUAAUAAGCUGUUGAAUGAAUGCAGAUAAAAUUUCUUUCAAAAAACCUGGACAAUCUACAUGGAAUAUUAAAGAGAAUCAUGAUAAAUGUAAUUUACUGAGAACAAAGAUUUCUUUGCAGUUCUUUGCUAUAUUGACAAUGCUUUAAUCCAUACCUAGAAUAUAUUUUCUUAAUCAUCAAAAUUUUACAGAUAUUUACAAAAAUGUCUGCUUUAAAAUCUUAUCAAUGUUACUUUACACAUGCAUAUUUCAUAAAGCUUUUAAAUGAACCAAUGCAGUUUUAUUAAGUGAUAUAUUUAUAUAAACUUUCUAGUCUCUUUUUACAUAUAUCUAUAUAUGAUAUACUUGACUCUGUUUUAUAUAUUUUAUUACAAAUAUAUGGAGAAGCUUAUUGAAAGAUAGUAACCCUUAUACUGUAUGCAGAUGAACACAAAAAAUCUUUGAUGAUGAAACUACUGUACUUUGUUGUUAGGCACUUGUUAUAUUAUGUCACUAAAAUCUGAUAUAAUGUUGACUAUUGACAGAUAAUUAAGUACCAUACUAUUUUUUAAUCAGUAUUUUAAAGCCUAUAAUAUAUACCUUCACGAAGUUAAUUUUCGCACAGAAUUCCAUCAUACCUGGCCUUGAAGUUGCAGGUAUACCAUAUGCCAAAAUGGUGAAAUCUUCCAAUCAUGAUAAAAUGCCAUAAUCUUGAUUUACAUACCAAAUUCUGAGUAUUUUUUGUAAAGAAUUAAAAUUUUAUUUUGUGGGUGUUUACAAAUGUUCUACCAGAUAUUGUGCCUUUUCAUUUAAUUUGAUUUAUUUGUAAUCAUACAUAAGAUGUGCCUGGGAAAGUCAUUUUUUGUUUGAUACCAAUUGAUUUUGAUAAAAGAAAUAAAGAAUUAUAGUAAUAUGAUACCGUAUAAUUAUUGUCGUACAAAUGUAUUCUUUUCAGUGUCUGAAUCUAUAUUGUACAAGUUGAUUAUAUUGUUCAUGAAUGAUGUAAAUCGCUUAUAUUUCGCGUGUGAUUUAUGUUCGCGUUAAUGCGCAAGGAGAGUCAAUCGCGAAUUCAGAUCAGUCGAAAAUAACACUUAGAUGGAAGCCAAGCUAUUUGUCACUAGGAAUUUAGGAAUAUUACAGAGUCUGAUUCUAAAAGCGCAUCAUUCUUGAAUUUAAAGUGAUUUCAAAGAUUAACGUUUGCGAAAUCAUGUUUUCGCUUAAUAAAGUAAUCGAGAAAUCUCUGUGAUUUACAAUUGUACAAAAUUAUAGUAAAAAUUGUUCCUUUGUGAUUUAAAAAAAAAAUGGAAAAUAUAUCUAUUUUGCAAAGCUUUAUAUAUUUGGUAAAAAAUCUAGUUAUCGUACGGUAUUGUUUGCUUUUGAAUGCAGUUAGAUCUGCGCUUCUUUGCCUCACUGAAAUUCAUCUUUGGAUUCCCACUUUCAAUAUACACUUCAUGUAGUGCAAUCAACCGUGGGUGUCCGAUGAUGAAUGAAAUGCAAAAAUAGGUUAAUUUGCACGUGCUUUCAGCUGAUGUUGUAAUAGUGCCUUGAUGAUAGAUUUUUGUCAAUUCAUCAAAUGAAAAUAUAUAUAUUUUUUUAAAAGUUGUUUGCUGAUUAUUUUAAAUGGGGUAAUUAACAAAGUAUUAUUUUUAGCAUAAUUUACUUGUUAUAUGCUUUAUAUAUUAUAUUGCCUAAUAAGUACAUAUAUAUAGAGGGAAACAUAUGUAUUAUAUAUUCUUUUGUUAUUCAUGAAUAUUUAUUCGUUGGUCUUUUGGGUUUUGAGUGAAAUAACGGGUUUUCUAUAUUUUAAUCAGUGACCUUGCAUGAUUUGGUAGAGGACACGGUCGAAUUGUGAUCCUAUUGGUUAGGAAUGUUGUCGGAUUAUCAUCUGAAGAAAGCUGAGAAAACUAUUGGUUAGUACUUCAAUUGGUUAAAUUGUACCUAGUUGGAAAAUUCUUUGAUUGGCUUAGAACAUGACUUCAUCUUUCUCUGAUUCGCUGAAAUAUAGUUGGAUAUCAUCUGAUUGGCUGAAAUGUAUUUGGAUAGUCUUGUUACUGGCUGAAAUAUAAUUGGAUAAUCUCUGAUUGGCUGAAAUAUAAUUGGAUAAACUCUGAUUGGCUGAAAUGUAAUUGGAUAAACUCUGAUUAAAGAAAAACAGUUUAAUAACCCCUGAUUGGUUAAAAUAUAAAAGUCACAUUAGCGUUGAGUAAAUCCUUGCUGGUCGUGUUGAACUUGGCAACUACACAAUCUGUAAAAAUGUUUCUUUACCAUAAUUUAUUCCUGAUGAAUCAGAUUUGACAUAAACGUUUAUUGUAUACAGUACUUCAGAGUCGAUAAUAUGGAUCAUUAUCAGUAUGUUUGAAAAUCAUAAAUUCAAUAAUAUGGUGGUUGGAUAAAAAUAUAUAUAUAUAAGUGGGAUACAUAUAUACUGUUUGUGGUGAGAUAGGGUUAACUAUGGAUGAUGUAUCAGGGGAAAUAAUUAUAACCAUCUUAUAAUAACGAUAUAUAUUAUAUAUUCAUAUUUAAAUGUGUUUUUAUUAUUUUAGUACUGAAAUUGACUCAACCUAUUUGUGAUGCAUUUUUUCUAUUCAGUCCGGAAUUUUGAUCAGUCCCAUCAGAAAUAGAGUGACUUUUUAGUCGCGACGAUAUAUUACUAUAGAAUGGUCUUAUGUUGUUGGUAAAAUGUGAAUGUAUAUUUGUGGAGUAAUUUACAUGUAUUCAAGAGUGUUAGAACAUUGAAGUGUCUUUCCCGUAUCUUUAUCUUCCCAUUAAGAUGUCCGAAAAGCUUAUGCAUUGUCAUGUCAAAAUACAAUAAACAACCCCCAAAACAGUCAA
Pecten maximus is the source of this 4975-nucleotide messenger RNA. RefSeq lists its product as uncharacterized. NCBI's taxonomy places the organism in Eukaryota, Metazoa, Mollusca, Bivalvia, Pectinida, Pectinidae. The transcript is spliced from 7 exons. The coding region runs from base 140 to 1060 and encodes 306 amino acids. The record is from RefSeq and is a predicted model, not a curated record.